UUUGGAGUGAAACUAGAAAGCGCCUCCACUCAAAUACCCGUCUUCGUCGCCGCUUUCAACACAGAAUCGAUUCACGAACCUCCUUCCUUUAGUUCCCGAACUCCAAUACUUUACGCUACGAAUGGAAAAUUCAGCAACGGCUCCGGCGAAGGACCAAAUAGUCGACGUAAGGUCGGUGGUGGAGGCCGUGGCCGCCGCCGGAGACGACGCCGAUAUCGAUACCCCGCUCUACGAGGUCGAGAGUCUAUGUAUGCGCUGCGGCGAGAAUGGCGUGACUAGGUUCUUGUUAACUUUAAUUCCCCACUUUCGAAAGAUAUUAUUGUCAGCAUUUGAGUGCCCGCAUUGUGGUGAGAGAAAUAAUGAAGUGCAAUUUGCUGGGGAGAUUCAGCCUCGUGGUUGUUGCUAUAGCUUGGGCAUUCAAGCAGGUGAUCGAAAGAUGCUUGACCGAACAGUGGUGAAGUCUGAAAGUGCUACAAUUAAGAUUCCUGAACUGGAUUUUGAGAUCCCUCCAGAGGCUCAAAGCGGAUCUUUGUCCACGGUGGAAGGGAUAUUAGUUAGAGCUGCAGAUGGGCUUGAAGCCCUUCAAGAUGAAAGAAAGAAAGUUGAUCCCAAGACAGCUGAAGCCAUAGACCAGUUCUUGGUAAAAUUAAGAGCUUGUGCUACUAGCGAUUCAUCCUUCACCUUCAUUCUUGAUGAUCCAGCUGGUAACAGCUUCAUUGAGAAUCCGUGUGCUCCCUCUCCUGACCCCUUGUUGACUAUUAAGUUCUAUGAGAGAACUCCUGAACAGCAGAAAGCUUUAGGGUAUGUUGUUGAUCCCUCACAUGAAGUUUCUGGUGGUGGGGUAUCGGAAGAGGGGACAAACAAUAUUCCUGAGCAAUUGCAAAAUGAGCCACAUGGAGCAGUUGGAGCAAAAGCUGGACGCCGUGCUAUUGCUCAGGGUAACAGUACUGAAAUUGCAGAAGCUUUAUUUAGAUAUACUGCACCUGAAGAGGUGAUGGUGUUUCCAUCAACUUGUGGAGCUUGUGCUGCAAGGUGUGAAUGCCGAAUGUUUAUUACUAAUAUUCCCUAUUUUCGAGAAGUAAUUGUAAUGGCAUCUGCUUGUGAUGCUUGUGGUUAUCGCAAUUCUGAGUUGAAACCUGGUGGUAGCAUCUCAGAUAAAGGAAAGAAGAUCACGGUUUUGGUAGAGAAUGUCAAAGAUUUAAGCAGAGAUGUGAUAAAGUCGGAUAGUGCUGGGGUGAGCAUACCCGAGCUUGACUUGGAGCUUGCUAGUGGAACUCUGGGUGGUGUUGUAACAACUGUUGAAGGUUUAGUCACAAAAAUAAGUGAAAGUCUCGAAAGGGUGCAUGGAUUCACAUUUGGAGAUAGUCUUGAAGAGGACAAGAAAGCUAAGUGGCUGGAUUUCAGAGCAAGACUUAGCAAGCUUUUAAGCUUGGAAUCACCUUGGACUCUGAUUAUCGACGAUGCACUGUCAAAUUCUUUUGUGGCUCCUGUUACUGAUGAUAUGAAAGAUGACAAGCAGUUAACAUUUGAGGAAUACGAGAGAUCAUGGGAGCAGAAUGAGGAGCUGGGACUCAACGACAUGGACACCUCUGUGGCCGAUGCUGCUUAUAGUUCUGCGGACACUGCAGCUACUGAGAAGAACUGAUGGCUGGCAAGCUUAACAUGCCCCAUCAUAUGACUGUUGUUGUAAUUCCUUAUUUGUUACUCGUUAAUGUGAUAUUCCAUCUUUAGAAAUUAUUUAGGAAAAUAUAUAAUAUAUAUUGUUGUUGAGAGGAAACAUAUCAGGACAUUUAGGCAUGUAGCAUUUGAUCAAACCAUUGAGUUUCGGAGUUGUGAAGCUUUUUGUCGCAAGGCAUGUCAACAGAAUAGAGGAACAGAUUUUGAUAUUUCUUAAUUAGUUUUUUUUAGUUGACC
Molecule: messenger RNA, 1914 nt
Organism: Ipomoea triloba (trilobed morning glory)
Lineage: Eukaryota; Viridiplantae; Streptophyta; Magnoliopsida; Solanales; Convolvulaceae
Product: zinc finger protein ZPR1-like
Exons: 16
Coding region: 122-1645 (507 amino acids)
Cellular component (GO): cytoplasm; nucleus
Molecular function (GO): zinc ion binding
Source: RefSeq, a predicted model, not a curated record